CUAAUCUAGAAAAGGGAAGCCAUACCGGUGCGUAAAACGUGAAAAGUUGCUGACGCAAACAAGUGACGGUUACUCAUUGUUGAUUCUGUGAUGGAGAAAAUCCUUCGAGGCAUCUUGAAGUACAAAGCUAACGCCCAGGGUAACUUCUUGGUACGAUGGGCCAACAAAGCGGAAAAGCUACCCGUAAAGCCGCCUAUACUCUUUGUUUCCUGCAUCGACUCUCGCAUUCUGCCGACGCAUUUCUGCCAGACGAGCCCAGGUGACAUGUUCAUCCUGCGAAACGCCGGUAACGUGCUUCCUCGAGCCAACUACAGUGAGGGAGAACCGACGCAACUGAGUUGCGAGGUCGUAGCUCUUGAAAUUACAUGCAAUCGUUCAAAGGUUGAACACGUUGUUAUAUGUGGGCACUCGGACUGCCAGGCGCUGUAUGCAGCUUACAAACACUACACAGAAGAAGAGGAAACGUCAGCGCCCCUCAAACGAGUCAGUGAGAUCAUUCAUGGCUGGUGUCGGACCCACGGCGUGGAAGCCAGCCUCAACAAAGUGCAAGACACCAGCAAUAGAACCAGCAAGGGUGCCGCGUUUAAGUUUAACAUCGGAUCAACGCCACAAGAGGUCUUCAUUGACCCCAAAAACGAGAUGGCAUUAUUGGACAAAUUAUCGCAGGUCAACGUCCUGCAGCAGCUGGAGCAUCUGUCAUCCUAUCGUUCCAUUAGUAAACGUGUCGAUAGCGGGCAACUCUCGGUUCACGGAAUGUGGUAUGACGUCAGCGAGGACAAGAUCUACUGGUUCAGUCGACAGCGCAAGGGCUUCAUCGAAAUCUGCGCAGACACGAUCGAGGAGAUCAUCGCGUCGUGUAAGAGAACAGUUCGUCCAGAGGAGGAGCAGGGUGAUUUAGGUUUUAAGAAACCAGAAUCUGUUGGGACUGCGAUAGAAUAAGCCCAAGGGAUUCUUCCACACCUUCCUACUGUCUGAAAUGGAUCUGCACAGGUGGUCAACCCUUAUGCUGUGAUCGUUCUAUAUCGUCCACUGUAGUUUUAAGUGAUACAUGCACUGUGCUAUCCUGCAAUGUAAUGUGAUCUAUAGAGAUUGUUAGCCCUCCCACUUUGUGAUCCCCCUUUAUCAUCCACUGUUUUUAGUGAUACACGCACUCUGACAGUCUGCAAUAUCAUGUGAUGAAUUGAUAUAUACAGAUAGUUAACCCUCCCACUGUUUGAUCAUUGGAUAUCACCCUAGAAUAUCACCCAUGGUUUUGAGAGAUAGAUGCAUUAUGCCAGUUUACAGUAUCAUAAUAUGAUGAAUGGAUACACGGUAAAUAGUCAGCCAUCAUCCACUGUGGUUUUGAGUGAUAGAUGCACUGUGCUAGUCUGCAAAAUCAUGUCAUGAAUUUAUCUACAUCUAUACAGAUAGUUAACCAUCCCCCUGUUUGAUCAUUCUAUAUCAUCAUCUGUGGUUUUGAGUGAUAGAUGCACUGUGCUAGUCUGCAAAAUCAUGUGAUGAAUUGAUCUAUACGGAUAGUUAACCCUCCCACUCUGUGAUCGUUUUAUAGCAUCCACUGUUUUUAGUGUCGCAUGCACUGUGCUAGUCUGCAAAAUCAUGUGAUGAAUUGAUCUAUACGGAUAGUUAACCCUCCCACUCUGUGAUCGAUUUAUAGCAUCCACUGUUUUGAGUGUCGCAUACACUGUGCCAGUCUGCAAUAUCAUGUGUUGAAUCGAUCUACAUUUAUACAGAUAGUUAACCCUUCCACUGUUUGAUCAUUCUAUAUCAUCAUCUGUGGUUUUGAGUGAUAGAUGCACUGUGCUAGUCUGCAAAAUCAUGUGAUGAAUUGAUCUAUACAGAUAGUUAACCCUCCUACUCUGUGAACACUCAAAAUCUUCCACCGUGGUUGGUGCUAGUCUGCAAUAUAAUAUGAUGGACUACCUAACUAAAUGUAUAAUUGAAGCCCAGACCUAAUAGUUGCAACCUUGUGUGAUAUGAAACUCGGUCCAAAUAUAAUCACAGUCGUAUACAUAAAAAUGUAGUCCAUACCUAAAUUGAACCCCAACUGUGUACCUUAAAGGAUUCGGGUACUUUUUCAAAAUGUCCACAGAUUUACAUUAAACUUACAGGGUUUGAAGAUAAUGAU
Messenger RNA from Asterias rubens (European starfish), 2125 nucleotides. Its product is annotated as beta carbonic anhydrase 1-like. NCBI's taxonomy places the organism in Eukaryota, Metazoa, Echinodermata, Asteroidea, Forcipulatida, Asteriidae. Bases 91 to 939 code for a protein of 282 amino acids. The transcript has 5 exons. The record is from RefSeq and is a predicted model, not a curated record. Gene Ontology annotation, molecular function: carbonate dehydratase activity; zinc ion binding.